Molecule: messenger RNA, 1102 nt
Organism: Aspergillus sclerotioniger CBS 115572
Lineage: Eukaryota; Fungi; Ascomycota; Eurotiomycetes; Eurotiales; Aspergillaceae
Product: alpha/beta fold hydrolase
Exons: 2
Coding region: 176-988 (270 amino acids)
Source: RefSeq, a predicted model, not a curated record
GAUGAGAUGGGAAGAUGAAGCGUUCAGGUGUCGAGGCGCCCGCUAGGCUCCCGCGGCAUGACGUUGCUGCUUUAAGCUGCACAUUCGAUCGAUACGAUUGUCCCUCCGACAUCCCCUCCACUUCCAUCUCUCCACAAUCUUUUGACAACACUUUUUAGAAAGAAACAGCAACAUCAUGCCUAUCAUCAGCGUUAAUAACCAUGACAUCGCCUACACCGACACUUACCCGAACGGGGCUCCGACUGGCGCCCUGACCUUCAUUUUUGUACACGGCCUAGGGUCGUCACAAAACUACUUCUAUCCCAUCCUCCCCUGUUUAAAAAAUUACCGCUGCAUUACCAUGGAUACGUAUGGUGCUGCCCGCUCCACCUAUACCGGUGACACGAUUUCCAUUGCUUCCAUCGCUGCAGAUGUGGUCGGGGUGCUCGACGCCCUGCGAGUGUCCAAGGCGGUGGCCGUUGGGCACUCUAUGGGCGGGUUGGUAGUCACUCUCCUUGGUGCACAAUACGCGAAUCGCGUGGAGGCCGUGGUGGCUAUUGGGCCUACACACCCGUCCGAAGGACUUGAGAAGGUCAUGACCGAACGCAGUGAGCUUGCGUCAAGCGCCGGCAUGGAACCGCUGGCAGAUAAGAUCCCCGCGGGCGCCACGGGAUCACGCAGCUCCUCGUUGGUUCAAUCUUUCAUCCGAGAGCUUCUGCUCAGGCAGAAUCCUCAUGGAUAUUCGGCGCUUUGCCAGGCUAUUGCCACGGCGCCAGUGAUCGACUACUCGGCGGUCACAGCGCCGUUCCUGCUGAUUGCAGGCGACGAGGACAAGUCAGCGUCUAUGGAGGGGUGCGAACACAUAUAUACGCAUGUAUCAAGUGAACGGAAGCAUAUGCAGGUACUCUCAGGGGUUGGUCAUUGGCACUGCCUAGAGGCGCCGGAGGCGGUUGGACAGGCGAUUACACAUUUUGCAAAAGACCAGGCUCAGCAGGAUGGUUUUUGGUGAUGUAUGUUGAUGAGUUGUCUGGAUAAUGGGGUUUUUAAAAAGUCCAUUCUAUGUUGUUACUCUAUCUUGGUAGAUAGAUGGUACUUAUAAUAAAAAUACUAUUGGUUUAUCGCG